Messenger RNA from Striga hermonthica, 1833 nucleotides. The record is from the annotation of a GenBank genome assembly. NCBI's taxonomy places the organism in Eukaryota, Viridiplantae, Streptophyta, Magnoliopsida, Lamiales, Orobanchaceae.
AUGCCUAAGCAUCGUUGGCGUGGGUCUCUCCAGUCUUUCUUCGGGAGCCACAUUGACUCAGAAAAAGAUGAGGAGCUUAAAGGAACAAGAACAGAAAUAGAAGGCAAAGUGCAGCAGAUCUUAGCGGCUCUCAAAGAAGAGGAUAACAAAGGAAAAGAGCCACUGAUUAAUCUGAUUACGGAUUUUCACAAUCAUUAUCAAUCCCUUUACGCGCGCUAUGAUUACCUGACGGACGAGCUGCGAAAAAAAGCAACCGGUAAAAAAGGAGAUGACAGCUCCUCGUCCAGCUCAGAUUCCUCAGACUCGGAAGAUUCUCCAAAUAAAAAGGGCAAAAAGAAUGAUUUUGAAAACGACACAGCUGGUGUCAAGCAAGAACUCGAGCUGGCACUUUCUGAGAUGACUGAACUGAGGAGAAAGCUGACAAUCAUUUCAGAAGAAAAGGAAACAUUGAGUCGGGAGCGUGGAAGCGCAUUGAGCAAAAUCGAGGAGGCGGAGAAGAUAAUAUUGGAGUUAAAUGGUGAAGCUGAGAAGUUCAAAAGUGAGAAUUCAAGAUUAUUGGCUGAAAAUGAGGACCUGGUCAAAGAGCUUGAGAGUUUGCGUAAGUCGCAAGGUGAGACGAGCAAGAAGCUGGAGGAAGUGAUUCUAGAGAGAGAUGCUGGUGUUUUGAAAGUCGAGGAGGAGAAGGUGAACACGAAAAAUUUGAGCAUUAUUAAUAGCCAGUUGCAAAACGAGAAAGAAGCCAUACAGCUGGAACUGGAAGCACUCAAGGGAGAUUUCUCUAGUUUAAGGGAGAAAUUAGGUUCUGCAGAAAAUGAAGUUGAAAAGCUGAGUCGAAUGCAGAAGGAUACCGAUGAGGAAAAAGUUGGUCUCUUGCUAAAGCUGAAGGAAAAGGAUGACAAAAUCGCCAAAUUGCUCGAGGAGCACAAGAAGCUCGAAGCUGAGGUUAAAUCAUGCAAGGAAAAUCUCGAUUUGUCAGAAAAAAAGAUAGAAGAGUUGAUCCAGCAGCUCGAAAAAGAAGUCGAAAUAAAAGAUCAAGAAAUCAUUCAACUGGAAGAUAACAUCGAGGACCUGAAGAGGGACCUUGAGAUGAAAGACGACGAAAUCAAAACGAUGUUGGAGAACAUGCGAAAUAUUGAGGUCAAGCAGCGGCUGACGAGCCAGAAGCUCCGUAUUACCGAACAACUACUGAGCGAGAAAGAUGAGAGCUACCUGAGGAAAGAAGAGAAGCUUCUGGAAGAACAUAAAUCAUUAGAAGAGAAAGCUCUUGUGCUGUCUGGCAUAAUCACUGUAUACAAAGAAGCUCACACGAAAAUCGUGUCUGAAAUUUCCGAAAAAGUAAACAACACAUUGGCCGGGUUCGAUGCCUUCCACGUCAAGUUCGAGGAGGAUUAUGGUCACUUAGAGUCACGUGUUUAUGAAAUCUCGAACGAGCUCAAGGCCGCCACAAGCUGCAUCAAGAAGGAAAAUGCCCGUUUAGGUCAAGAAUUGAGCGUAGAGAAGAAUAAGGGGUUGGUAUUGGAAAAUAAAGUUGGCGAGCUGGAGAAUAAGUUGCAAGAAGAUGAGGACAAAAGGAGAAGUUUGGUGGAGAUGAUGAGACUAAGGGAGGAGAAAGUGGGUGAGCUCGAGAAAUUGGUGGCUAAUAUGGAAGAAAAAAUGGGGGAUUUGGAAAGAACAAUGAAGGAGAAGGAAACAGGAUUUGUAAAUUUGAGUGAGGAGAAAAGAGAGGCCAUAAGGCAGUUGAGUGUUUUGAUCGAGUACCAUCGUAAUAGGUACGAUGAUCUCAAGGGCAUGCUAGCGAAAACGAGAGGAGGAAUAAAUCAGGUGGCUGUUUGA